Panthera uncia (snow leopard) is the source of this 1676-nucleotide messenger RNA. It is a transcript of the gene MARCHF11, whose product is annotated as membrane associated ring-CH-type finger 11. The record is from RefSeq and is a predicted model, not a curated record. The transcript is spliced from 4 exons. Gene Ontology annotation, biological process: protein ubiquitination. Bases 126 to 1349 code for a protein of 407 amino acids. Gene Ontology annotation, molecular function: zinc ion binding; ubiquitin-protein transferase activity. NCBI's taxonomy places the organism in Eukaryota, Metazoa, Chordata, Mammalia, Carnivora, Felidae.
CCCUCCUCCCUCCCUCCCUCCCUCUACUCCUCUCUCUCUCCUCCCACCCCCUCCGUUCUCCCCUCGGCUGCAGCCCGAGCCCGGCCCGCCAGCUGGGCUGGCAGGAGGGCGGCGGCGGCACCACCAUGAGCUUUGAGGGUGGCCACAGCGGCAGUCGGCGCCGCGGGGCGGAAAGCGGGGACACCGAGCCGCCCCCGUCGCCUCCCCCGCCGCCGCCGCCGCCGCCGCCGCCGGGAGAGCCGGCCUCGGUCCCCGCGCCCCCACGCUACCUGCCACCUCCGCCCGCGCCGCCCGCGUCCCCCGAGCGCGCCGCGGGACCAGACGAGCCGCCGACGGAGGUGGUCCCGCGGCGCCGGGGCGCGGACGAGCUGCCGCCGCCUCCCGCGCCCCUGCCGCCCGCCGGCCAGGAGGUGUCGGCGGCUGGCGACUCCGGGGAAGGUCCGAGGCUCCUUCCCGAGGCGGCUGUCCCCGAGGCGGCGGCGGGGAAGGGCGUCCCCGGGGAGCCUGAGGCCGGCGCGGGCGGGGAGGGCGAGCGGCGGGGCGCCAGCGACCAGCCCGAGACGCGCUCGGUGUGUAGCAGCCGCAGCAGCAGCAGCGGCGGUGGCGACCAGCGCGCCGGGCACCAGCACCAGCACCACCAGCCCAUCUGCAAGAUCUGCUUCCAGGGCGCCGAGCAGGGGGAGUUGUUAAAUCCCUGCCGAUGUGACGGAUCCGUUCGGUACACACAUCAGCUGUGCCUGCUGAAAUGGAUCAGUGAGAGGGGUUCCUGGACCUGUGAGCUCUGCUGUUACAGAUACCAUGUCAUAGCCAUUAAAAUGAAACAGCCUUGCCAGUGGCAAAGCAUUUCUAUAACACUGGUUGAGAAAGUUCAGAUGAUUGCUGUAAUCCUAGGAUCCCUGUUCUUAAUAGCAAGUAUGACCUGGCUCCUCUGGUCUGCCUUCAGCCCCUAUGCAGUGUGGCAGAGGAAGGACAUCCUUUUUCAAAUCUGCUAUGGAAUGUAUGGUUUUAUGGAUCUAGUGUGCAUAGGUCUCAUUGUCCACGAAGGAGCUGCAGUUUACAGAGUGUUUAAGCGCUGGCGGGCUGUUAACUUACACUGGGAUGUAUUGAAUUAUGAUAAAGCCACAGACAUCGAAGAAAGUAGCCGGGGAGAGUCUUCCACAAGCAGGACUUUAUGGUUGCCACUGACGGCCCUGCGGAACAGGAACUUGGUCCACCCGACGCAGUUAACUUCCCCCAGGUUUCAGUGUGGCUACGUGUUACUGCACCUGUUCAAUCGGAUGAGGCCCCAUGAAGAUCUGUCCGAAGAUAACAGCUCAGGGGAGGUUGUGAUGAGAGUGACUUCUGUGUGACAAAAGCGUAAGGCGGCGUGGUGUAGACCACCCUGCACAUCUUGGAAUGUAAUUGCAAUGAAUGGCGAAACCACAGCACUUCUAAAAACACACAUCUAUGAACUUUUUAAAAUUUAUGCUUUUUAUAUGAACAUUUGAAUUGCAAAUACAUUUUUCUGAAAAAAAAAUAGCUCUCUGGUUCUUUGUUUUCUGAUUUCCCACAUCUUUUAUAAGUUGGUACUUGAAAUCAUUAUACAUAUAAUUUAACCCUACUUGGUUCAAAGAAUGAUGGAAGCUGUCCUGAAGGCCGAGACUAUUUUUUCUUGCUUGUUUUAAAUAUAUUUUUUA